AAAAAAAACUCUUCUAUAUAUAGAUGAAUUAAUAACACACAACUUCUUCAACUUAAUUAGACAUAAAAGAAAUCAUACAUUAUGGAGUUUAACAUCUCAUCUACACUCAUAGCUCUACUUCCCUUUCUCCUCUUUCUCUACACGUUUCUGAAAUAUCUACAAAUCUCAAAAACCGCAAACACUUACUCACACAUCCCUGGUCCCAAAACCCUCCCUCUCAUCGGAAACCUCCAUCUCAUGCUAAGCUCCCCCAUGCCCAACUACGUUUUCCGAGAUCUGGCGGCCAAGCACGGCCCCCUUAUGCAUCUUCAGCUGGGCGAGCUCCCCAUCCUCAUCGUCUCCUCCAUCGACCUCGCAAACCAAGUGGUGAAAACUCACGACCUCAUCUUCGCCAACAGGCCUCCGGGGCUGGCGCCGGAGACGGUGGCCUACAAUCGCACCAACAUCGUCUUCUCUCCCUACGGCGACCACUGGCGCCAGCUGCGGAGGAUCUGCACGCAGGAGCUCCUCAACGCGCGCCGCGUGCAGUCCUUCCGCCACAUAAGGGAGGAGGAGAACAUGAACCUGUGCCGAUGGAUCGCUUCUUGCGAAGGAUCCCCGGCCAAUCUGUCGGAUAAGCUUUACUUGACGUCGUACGAUGUUAUCACGAGGGCGUCGGUGAAGGCCAAAACCAAAGAGCGUGAGGCAGUCGUUGCGGUAAUCAUUGAAUCCCUCAAGGUAGGCGCGGGAUUCUUGUUGUCUGAUUUCUAUCCUUCCAUCAACUUACUGCCGGUCAUCACCGGAGCCCUGUUCAGAAUCCAACGUGUGCAUCGCAAAUUCGACAAGCUGCUCGAUGGCAUCAUCAAGCAGCAUAGAGCUAGAGCAGCAGCCAAUACCACCACCAAUGGGCAGAUCGUCGAUGAUGAUGAUAAGUAUGAGGAUUUUGUAGAUGUUCUACUCAAGUUUGAACGAGAUGGGAGUCUAACUACUGCCAACAUCAAAGCAGUGCUGCUGGAUAUGUUCCUUGGUGGAACUGACACGUCAGCCAAUACCGUGGAAUGGGCAAUGUCAGAGCUGAUAAAAAACCCUAGCGAACUGAGCAAGGCUCAAGAAGAAGUAAGAAGGGUUUUCGACGACAAGGGAUACGUAGACGAAGACAAGUUUGAUGAGCUGAAAUACCUGAAAUUAAUCAUCAAAGAGACUAUGAGAUUGCACCCGGCAUUACCGCUUUUACUGCCUAGAAUGAGUUCCCAAAGAUGUGAAAUCAAUGGAUACGAAAUCCCAGCAGGAACGAGAGUGAUAGUGAACGCAUGGGCACUGGGAAGAGACCCCAAGUACUGGAAAGAUGCAGAGAAGUUCAUACCGGAGAGAUUCGAGGAAAGCUCCCAUGAUUUCCAUGCCACCAAUCUGGAAUACAUACCAUUUGGCGCGGGAAGGAGAAUCUGUCCCGGCAUCUCGUUCGGGAUCGCCAACGUUCAGCUUCCGCUAUCUAUGCUUCUCUAUCAUUUUGAUUGGAAAAUGCCAAAUGGCAUCAAAGGUGAAGAUUUGGAUAUGUCAGAGGCCUUCGGCAUCACUGUUAAUAGGAACCACCAUUUGCAUUUGGUUCCCACGGUUAAGCGGCCUUUGCCCGCAGCUGCUUGAUCACUCAUAAAUUUUCUCAAUAAAAAACCCUUUUCAUAUUUACGUGCUAUACAUUUCAUGUUGUUAGGCCUCAGUUUUGGCAUGCAAUAAAACCGUUGUGAGAGAUAUUACGUUUGGUUGAUUACUA
Molecule: messenger RNA, 1747 nt
Organism: Salvia miltiorrhiza (redroot sage)
Lineage: Eukaryota; Viridiplantae; Streptophyta; Magnoliopsida; Lamiales; Lamiaceae
Product: cytochrome P450 71D10-like
Exons: 2
Coding region: 82-1620 (512 amino acids)
Molecular function (GO): heme binding; iron ion binding; oxidoreductase activity, acting on paired donors, with incorporation or reduction of molecular oxygen
Source: RefSeq, a predicted model, not a curated record